AUGAAUAAAAUAGUUAAAGAUAAGAAUAAGCCUAAAGGUCCUAUGUCAGCGUAUGCUUGCUUUGUUCAAGUCAUUCGAGAAGAACACAAAAAGAAGCAUCCUGGUGAACAGAUUGUAUUUCGUGAUUUUUCAAAGAAAUGUGCAGAACGCUGGAAUCUUAUGACACCAAAAGAGAAAAAACGCUUUGAAGAUUUAGCUGCUAUGGAUAGAGAAAGAUUUAAUCGAGAAAUGAAUGAUUAUAUUCCACCAGAUGGUAUGAAAAAAGGCAAGAAAAGGAAAGGUCCAAAAGAUCCAUCCGUUCCUACACGAGCUUGGUCCGCUUUCUUUUUCUUUUGUGAUGAAUUCCGUUCAAAAGUCAGAGAGAGUAAUCCUGAUUGGAAAGUUGCUGAUGUCGCUAAAGAACUUGGCCGUCAAUGGGAAAGUUGUCAAGAUAAAGCUAAAUAUGAACUUUUAGCGCAAAAAGAUAAGCAACGGUAUGAAGAGGAUAUGAUAAAAUAUCGAGCAGGCACGUAUGUACCAAAAAAGAGAGUUGCAGGAUCUGUUUCAAAUUCCACGGCAGUUGGUGCAUCGGAAUCUCAAAAUCCAGAUUGUAGUACAGUGACAAGUGUUGGUGGUGGUGAUGAGAAUGGUGCAGAACUCGAGGAUGAAGAGGACGGAGAAGCUGAUGAAGGAGAAGAAGAGUGA
Molecule: messenger RNA, 684 nt
Organism: Trichobilharzia regenti
Lineage: Eukaryota; Metazoa; Platyhelminthes; Trematoda; Strigeidida; Schistosomatidae
Source: the annotation of a GenBank genome assembly